Messenger RNA from Lytechinus pictus (painted urchin), 3546 nucleotides. Its product is annotated as nephrin-like. NCBI's taxonomy places the organism in Eukaryota, Metazoa, Echinodermata, Echinoidea, Temnopleuroida, Toxopneustidae. Gene Ontology annotation, biological process: cell-cell adhesion. The transcript has 15 exons. Bases 1 to 3408 code for a protein of 1135 amino acids. The record is from RefSeq and is a predicted model, not a curated record. Gene Ontology annotation, cellular component: cell-cell junction; plasma membrane. Gene Ontology annotation, molecular function: cell adhesion molecule binding.
AUGACUGUGUAUGCCUUUGCCAUUGAAGUAACGAUACAACAAACUGGACUUGCUAUUCUGGGAAGGAACGCCGUUUUAAAAUGUCACUACCGAGAGACAUCUUCGUCUACCCAAUCGGGACUCGUCUACUGGAACUCAGAUAUUGAAAAGAAUUUCAUCAGUGGUACAUCGAACACCAGUACCACAAAUACUUACCGCCCUCAACGGUAUCAAAUGUGGUUUGAUGGAGCAUCAAAUGGCGUCUUAAAGAUUUUGAAUGUGGGUUUUGACGACGAGAUGACGUAUGCAUGUGGUGUAAUCACAGAAAGCGGGAGCGGCCUAUCAGAAGAUUUUGAGCUAAUUGUUCUAGCUCCACCGUCUCAUGUAACCAUUGAGAGCAAAGGAUCCAGCAGCAGUGAAGUGGUCGUCGUUAGUGGUCAAUCCCAUUCAAUUACAUGUACUUCCGGGUCAAGCAAACCUAGUGCGAGUAUCACGUGGUCUAAGGUAGAUGUGAACUUUGACCUCCAACUUCAUAAAUCAGAUCAGUCCACCACCCCUUCAGAAUCAGAUGAUCGCAUGGUGAUUACACAGCGUCUGGUGAGUUUCAUACCAAUGCCACCCCAUGACAAGAAGAGAUUACGUUGUGCCGCUUCUCAUCCUGCACUCGAAUCUACGCUAUCAUCCACGGUGACAUUACGAGUCAUGGUUCUCCCUCGUGAUAUGAGGCUGAUCUUGAAAGAACCCGACCUAGAGACCACCUUAACCGGAAACCUUAAUAUAGAUGAUGGUGAUACCACCACCUUCCAAUGCCUGGUCCUUCAAGCUUCUCCUGCAGCCACAAUCACCUGGAGGAUUGGUGAAUCUCCAGGAGAUACUAUUGACGGGGAAACCAGGGUAACAGACAGAGGUGAUGGUCUGAUGGAUACCGAUUCUCAAGUCCAACUGGUUAUUUCCAGCGAGCAACACCAUAACCGUCUUCUGACAUGUGAAGCUACUCUGCGCAUCAACUCGAAGACCCACAAGAUUGCAAGAUCCGUUACUCUACUUGUUCAUGGUCCCCCGAAUAUGAUAACACUUGACGGAACAAACAACCUCCUUGAAGGUGCUCAGAGCUCGAUAACCUGUUCAGCGCCCAACGCUUUCCCUGAGCCAAGGAUCACCUGGGACAUCGAUGGCCGUGAUGUCACGGGAAUGACCACAAAAGGUGCAAGUGUAACAGCUAGAGGGCGCUUUACCGUAGAGAGUUCUCUUCCCCUUGACGCCGAAAGAAGCGACAAUGGGAAAGUUGUGACGUGCAGAGCGAUUCAUUCAAGUGUCAGUGGUGGGGAAGAUCACGUGACGGAUGCAGCAGCCACACUUGAUGUUCACUAUUGCCCAUCGAAUAUCACAACAACAUGUCCUGUGGUACGAGAUUGCGACGAAGCCAGAGUUCGAUGCAGCGAGGUGAUUAGCAACCCGGCCACCGUCGUGAGGAUGUUUCAACAUGAGCAGACCGUUUCCCAAACCUUGACGACUGUAGAUUACAGAAAUGUGACGUCUCCGGUCCAUGGGGUAAAGACAAAUGUCAUUUACGAGAGGCAAUUCACCAAGGACAGUGGUCCCAGGGAGUUCCGAUGUUGCACAGAGUCUUCUUCGAUUUGUCCAAACAUAAUCUGUCAUCGCUGUAGAGCUGACAUUCAGUAUCCUCCUGAAGUUUAUCGGCUUCCGGAAGGUCAAACACUUCAGGUCACAGAGGGGGAUAGUGCUAAUUUGACGUGCUGCGCAGACGCGAACCCCACUCCGGAAGGACUGAUCACCUGGAGUGUACAAGGUCGACAUAAUGUCUCCUGUUCACCCGAAGGCCAUUCACAUGUUAUUGAAACAGUCAGGGGAUCCACAGGUGACGCUUGCAGCACGUUGACCUUUGAACCUGUGACCGCAGGGGAUGCCGGGAUACACGAAUGCAUGGCUGACAAUGGAUUCGCUACCUCGUACCAUGUCACCUUCGAGCUCCAAGUAAAAUUCCCGCCUUGCGCUACGGCAGACCAAAGCUCCAUGUUAUUAAACAAUGGGAGUGACGCUACUCUACUGUGUGACGUCAUUUCAAACCCACCAUCCGAGGUCACGUGGUACUUUAACAACCAACCAAUCAACACGAGCAGUCCGCGGUAUCAGGUGACUACUGGUGGCAGCAGUGGGAUCAAUCACAUGCUUAUAAGAAGUGAGAUUGAAAUACUUGGCAUAUCUGCAUCGAUUGACGCAGGGAACUAUUCCUGUAUGGCGUACAACUCUCUGGGUAAUGUCACGAGCGUCACUCAUCUUAAAAUUGCAACCGUACCAGAUCCACCGACGGAACUACACGCUCCCAUAAACUCAAUAAAAGAAACAUCGUUAUUGGUGGAAUGGAAACCCGGCUACAACGGUGGCAAGGAACAGACAUUCCGAUUGGCUUAUUGUUUGGUUGACUCAAUGACGUCAUGUUUUCAGAUAUCCAACCUUCGUAAUAAAACAUCCUUCGAGUUUGCAGAUACCCUUAAACCAUACACCUUAUAUGCCAUUAGUGUCUGGAGUAAGAAUGAAGUAGGGAAAAGUACCGAAGUUUCGAUCAACGCCUCGACAAAACCUUUGUCACCUUCGGACUUAGAAUUCGAAAUCACCUACAGCCCAAGCCAGGGCGUGGUCAUCAUGCAGUCUGCAGGCGGGUCAGCGAUAGAUGGCGCUAUUCCCAAUGACCUCUGCAUCCGGAUUGAGGUCAAUCUAGGUCAGGACUGGGUCCCAGGAGAAGGAUGUCUUGAAGUGGGCGUGGUCAAGACUAUACAACGUGAUCUAUUGGAAGGUCAGCUUCGAGGAGUAAGCUGUGGUCGAGAGUUAUGUAGCAGCCACAGUUCAGUGAUUGUUCAAAACAGCCAAGGUAUCCCCUGGACUAUUAUCAUAAUCAUAUCUGGUUCCGUUGGAGGCAUCAUAUUAUUAAUAAUCAUUAUAAUCUUUUGUUGGUGCAUCUGCCAGAGGAAGAAAAAUAAGAAGGAGACAAUUAGAGAUCUCAAAAAAACAGUAUCAUCUGAUCCUGUCCAGCGGACUUCGAGCAGUUGGUACCAACCUUUGUCCUUCUGGAGCAAUUCCCUACCACCUCCUGCUCUACCACCGGAUAGGCCGAGUAUCAAGUCCAAAACGGAUCCCGAUGGUGAAGGUAAGUAUCAGACCGACACUUACGAGAUUCCGGAUCAACCUCCUAUUCGGACAUUCAUGUAUGACGACACUUCACCGAGGUCACCUUCUGCAGUGAGAGAAGACCCGGAUUUUGCUGAUGACGGAUAUAUUCCGAUGAUGACCAACACAAUGACAACAUUCACGAAGCCGCCCAUCAAACCUAAACCUCCUAAACCAUUACCUAAACCCUCAGCUACAUAUGACAGCAUCAAAGGAGGGAUUUAUGAGAAUCUCAGGAUUUGAAAGGAAAGGGUUCUAGAUAAAAAUAUAUAAUUCUUAUCAUACCCAAAGGAUCCACUUCAGCUCUUCUGAACUGUACUUUUCGGACCCUGCAUAUGACACGAUGUUAAUAUUACCCUUUACCAUUCUAUAUGAAAUGUC